Molecule: messenger RNA, 342 nt
Organism: Coprinopsis cinerea okayama7#130
Lineage: Eukaryota; Fungi; Basidiomycota; Agaricomycetes; Agaricales; Psathyrellaceae
Exons: 4
Coding region: 1-342 (113 amino acids)
Cellular component (GO): fungal-type cell wall
Molecular function (GO): structural constituent of cell wall
Source: RefSeq, a predicted model, not a curated record
AUGUUCAACAAAUCUGUUCUCGCUUUGACUGUUGCUACCCUCGCCACCUUGGUGGCAGCCAACCCCGUCGCGAACGCCCAGGGUAGCUGCAACACUGGCGAUAUCCAAUGCUGCCAGAAGCUCUAUCCCUCUCAAUCCAGCGAAGCCAGCAUCCUAGGCUCCUUGCUUGGUAUUGACCUUGGAAGUGUCCUCGGUGACAUUGGUUCUGGAUGCAGCCCCGUUACCGCCCUCCUUGGCAUUGGUGGUGGUACCAAAUGUACCGCUGCACCCGUUUGCUGCUCUCAUAAUACCUUCAAUGGUCUUAUCAAUAUCGGAUGCACUCCCAUCAACAUUGGCCUCUGA